AUGGGCGCCACGCGAAGUACAAACCUGAAGACUGUGCUGGGUAGAAGCAUCUUCGCGGCCGAUGGUGCGUCCUGGCGCGCGGCACGAGACAUGAUGAGGCCCCUGGCCGCGUUACUCCUGUCUCUCACAUUGGACUCUGCGACGGAACUAUUCCUCGGUCAGAGCACAUCCACCCUCCAAGCGUCUCUUGAUGGAGACGAUUCCCACCUUGGAAUGGAGUUCCAUCACGCCUUCGAGCGCAUGGUGGCUGUCCUCGAAACGCGCGUCCGCCUACGCAGCUUCUACUGGCUCUAUGGCACGCGCGAGCUUCGUUUAUGCGUGGAGACUCUGCAUGGUUUUGUUGACAUUGCUAUUACCGCCUCAGAUAUGGCCAAAAAGGAGGGCUCUUCCCAGGCACUAUAUGACUUUCUUAAUGUCCUCCGCGAGCGGUGUAGCGGUGGCGAUGAAGAGGUCAGGGAACAAAUCCUUGGGCUUCUCGCCGCGGGACGAGAUACCACGGCCUCAUUGAUGAGUUGGACAUGGUACUGCCUUCUCCAUAACCCUCGUGUGUUCGUAAAACUUCGCUCCGAGAUCCUUUCUACCUUUGGCUGCAGCCCUGAUGGCCCUUCGGUUACGAUGACGUUUGCUUCGUUGAAAGAAUGCACAUACCUUCAGCACGUGCUCUCCGAGACCCUGCGACUACCGUUGUACCCUUCAACUCCCGCCGCGCGCUCCGCGACACGACCCUCCCAAUGGGCGGCGGGCCGGACGGAAAGAGCCCCAUCUUUAACCCUAAAGGAACAGAGGUCAACUUCAGCACGCACGUGCUCUACAGGCGGUAAGGACCUCUGGGGCGAGGAGGACGCGGACGACUUCGUUCCUGAGCGUUGGGAGAAGCAGAGGGGAGCCGCGAGCGCCGCAUGGCAUUUCGUACCGUUCAAUGGAGGUCCGAGGAUCUGCAUCGGCCAGAAGCUCGCGUUGACGGAGGCCGGGUAUGUUCUUGUCCGAAUGCUGCAACGGUAUGAUGCCGUGAAGAGACUAGAUGUUGACCUGACCCGUGAUUGGCAUAACUUCACCGUAGUGUGUAGUCCAGGAAGUCCAGUUAAUAGGAAUCAGGCCGUUCUGUGCCAGUUGAAGCUGGCUUAA
Molecule: messenger RNA, 1125 nt
Organism: Fusarium oxysporum Fo47
Lineage: Eukaryota; Fungi; Ascomycota; Sordariomycetes; Hypocreales; Nectriaceae
Product: cytochrome P450
Exons: 2
Coding region: 1-1125 (374 amino acids)
Molecular function (GO): monooxygenase activity; heme binding; iron ion binding
Source: RefSeq, a predicted model, not a curated record